CUUGAUUUCUCUCGUCUAUCUUUAAAUUAUUAGGCCUCACAGGCCCAUCAUGAUCGGCUUCUCCGCCUUUAUUCUACGCAAUUAUUACGCUGCGAUUGGAUGGAAUGAAGACAACUUGUAUAGUUCUCUCACGCGAACAUCCAGUGCUUUACUAGAUUUCCAACUACCGCAAUCACUCAUUUUACAGCUCGCCAACUCGCCAACACCUAUAUUUUUCACUUCAUAUGCUCUCGAUGCGCUCCCACAACUUAAUGGUUCAAUAUCGUACAUCACAACCUCGAUGCCACUGGAUGAGAUCGGAUCUGGUCGAGCGACUGCCUUCAAAAAUGUUAUUGAGAGAUUCAGAGUUUUCCCACCACCAAAGAGACCACAGCCAAAGGAUGAAGUGUGGCUUGGAGGAAAGAGAAUCGAAGGCAGAGAUUACCUUUUGUACUCUAGACUACAUCUCCCUUCUCUCCACCUAUCCGGUCUAGCAACCACUCGACUCACACCAACUCUUCAAGCGCACCUCGCUUUCCUAUCUCAACCUGCACAUCCGACAUCUACUCGACCUACACCUCCUCAAACACCUCCUUCGCACACUCGCCAACCGUCUGAACCAUCAACACCAGCCCCGUCACCAACACCGGGAAAUGUCUUCAUCUCAUUGCAGCAUGACACCGGUCGAUAUUGUGGAGAGUACACGUAUUCAGUGCAAGACGGAAUGGUCGGCUUGAGGACUCUGUAUAACUUUGGGUGGCAUGGCGACGAGGAGAGCGAGGUUGACAAAAAAGAGAGAAGAGAAAGAGAGGGAAAGAGGAUUGAUGAGGAGGAAAUGAUGGAGGGCGGAUUGAAGGGCCGGUUUUCUGCUGGUGGAGAGGUGUAUUUUUCUGCUAAACAGAGAAGCUUUGGCAUUUCAACUGGAUUGAGAUUCACAACUGUACCUCCAACAUUACCCCUUCCCCUCAACGCGCCUGUCCCAUCGCCUCCUACUACUCUCACUCUUCUCUACAACCCCCUCAUUGGCUUCCUUUCAUCCGCCUACUCUGCCCAAGUUUCACCCACGGUUGCUCUAGCCACUCGGUUUGGCGUCAAUGUCUACUCAUACGAAAGCGAUCUCAGCGUCGGCGGUGAAUGGUGGAUCGGCAGACGGCGUGGUAAGCGGGGACUUACUACGGAUGCGGAGCCUCAACUUGAUGCAGAAUCUCGAGAUCCUGUGGUGACCGGCAUCGAAGAGAACAGAGAAUUGACGGAAAAAAUGGCCCAGCGGGCGUCUUUGCGGCAAGUCACCUUGAGGGAUGAGAUAGGAGAAGACGUGCAUGCUGAGAAGGAGCUCUACUCUCCAAUACCUGUAAUGACAGAUGUCAAUGCUGGGGAAUUGGCGCAACAGAUAUCGCCAAGGUUGCAACCGCAGCAAGACCUUGAUGAUGAGAGGGAUGGAGUACUAAAGGCCAGAUUAUCGGGUAACUGGCAAUUCGCACUCUUGUACGAGGCGAGAAUUAGGAACUGCUUGGUAUCUGCCGGAGUAUUAGCAGACCUCACAGGAAGACAACAUCCCAUCAGGAGCAUUGGUCUGGAGGUGCAAUACUUUUCAUGAACAUGAUAGUACUGCAUUGAUAGGGUUAUAGAGUUCAAUAGUACAAGUCAAUGGUUUAAGUAUUUCGGAACGCUAAAAAUUACUGAAAAUUACAAGGGGACUAGGUCUAAAACGGUUAAUUUACUCAUCUCCCCAACCGACGUGUUCCACGUCCUUCUCAAUCUUGCGUGUCUUCUCAAAAUGCACAAAUUUCGUUCCGCUUUUUCCUCGCCCACCUCUCUUCCUCGAAUACUCUCCCUUCGGAGGACGGAUCUCAGGUCGCGGACCAUACUACGCAACAACAACCUCAUUGGACCACCAAUCCUUCUCCAGCGCAACGACCUCUUCCCCCAUCAAAGAGCAAUCUGUUGCAGUAGACCCCGCAGAGGAACUACUACCAUGUUGCAGGCUCGUAAGGGUGUUGACGCAUGAAUGCGAUGUAGAUGGGCUGCCACUGUGCAGAUGGUUCUGGAAGAGAGAAAGGGAUGAUAGCGAAAUAAGUGAGGGGGACCGACCGAAGAAUUGUCGGCCCGGCGGCAAAGGGUGGUAUUGCGCUACUGACGGAGACAGCGUUGUUGCUCGCUGAUAAAACCCCGUGAGGACGGAAAUAUGGAGGGAUGAAGCUGUUGGCACCUUUGAGUAUGCAGCGAGUACUGAGGAAAUGGUCUUUAUCAAGCAGUCCAGUCGCUUUUCAGGAGAUAAUCGGCGACAAUUUUUGAGGUUUUCAGUUGAGGCUCGACAUUUUUGUGGCGAGCGGGUCCAAAAUUGGAGGGUCAUUCUGCAUAGUUGUUAAUGGUGGCGAAGGAUAAAAGUUAUCUGAGAACAUUCAGUUAACAAUCCGGCCUGCUGCUCUUUAUAUGCAACCAUCUCACGAUAAGUCGACCGGAUAUCAUUCGUAUCACGCCAUCAAGGUAAACGUAGAGGCUACCAAGAAAGGGGCUUGCUUUUUACUCUCAAGUCACGGAUCGUGAUGUGAAACAUAUCUGAGCUCGAGAGCGCAGGACGGUCAUCGGAAAGGAUGAAACAGGAUUAUUAGUUGUGAUAAAAUAGUCAAUGAAGCGGACGGAUGUUGAGGCAUGAAGAGAAGAAGUGGCCGCCCUCCAUAGACAAGUGGUCUCGCUUACAUGGAGGUUCAGAUGUCGUAAGCGUUCGUUAGUUCGGCGAUGAGUAGUUUGGUUGAAUGGAUGCGAUGACAAUCCUUUGAGACGAGGUGAAGGAAGACAAUGGGGUCGUUAUCCGGAUAAUCCCGGAUUAAGCAGCCAUCGAUUAUUGCUGAGAGUUUUGAUGUCGUUUUUGUUCUGAUAAGACGGGAUUCCAAGCCGACAUAUUCGAGAAGAUUUCGAACACAUCGAGAGCAAGGAGUUGGCCAUAA
Molecule: messenger RNA, 2927 nt
Organism: Cryptococcus deneoformans JEC21
Lineage: Eukaryota; Fungi; Basidiomycota; Tremellomycetes; Tremellales; Cryptococcaceae
Product: MDM10, putative
Exons: 10
Coding region: 50-1576 (508 amino acids)
Biological process (GO): establishment of mitochondrion localization; phospholipid transport; protein insertion into mitochondrial outer membrane
Cellular component (GO): SAM complex; ERMES complex
Source: RefSeq, a predicted model, not a curated record